UCUUUUUUUUCCCAAUACCAAUCUAUUGGAUUUCUCAUGGAGAAUCAGUCUCUAAAAUCAGAAUCCUUCAUGCAAAAAGAAUUGCCAACUUGUUAUAAACAAGUAGCCAUAGAAUCAUUAUCUAGAUUUUUCAAGGAUCCACACAUUUUUAGUGAUAUAAAUCAUGAAAGUACUUCUAUAAAUUCUUCUUCAACAAAAUUUUCUGAAUUUCUUCCACUUAAUUUCCAUCAAAACGAAUUGUCAUUAUCAUCAUCAUCAUCAUUAUCGACAUCUUCAAGUUAUCAACAUCAUCAAGAUCAAGGGAAUAGUAACAAUAUUAUUCCUUUGAGUAAUUUUCUUGAAUCUUUUCAUCAUCAUCCUCAAGUUCUUGAUCAUCAAACAUGUUCUUCUUCAACAAAUUCACUAUCAUGUAAUUACCCAACUUUAGGGUUGUUUUUGCAAGAGCCUACCAUUUUAGAGAUUUCAAAAAGGGCAGCUGAAUCUCUAAGCAACAAGAAUCACAAGUCAUCAUCCGCGGCGUUAUUCCCUAUGUCUUCAUCAAUAGGUCAUGAGAGCCAAAUUCAUUAUCAAGAGGCUGCAACUACAAAUCCAACAAAUUGGCUGAAAAUGAAUCAAACCAUAACAAAUUGUACCACAACAAAAGGUUUUAGUGACUAUUGGCUUAGCACUACAAAAACUCAACCAAUGAAAUUCAAAGGAUCAUCAAGAAAAUCAUCACUUAUUCAUUAUGAAAAUUCGCCUUCAUCUUCUUCUUCUUCUCCUUCUUCUAUGACCGCGUCCCAAGGGAAGCUUUUUCGAGGAGUAAGACAAAGGCAUUGGGGAAAAUGGGUGGCGGAAAUAAGGCUACCAAGAAAUAGGACAAGGGUUUGGUUAGGUACAUUCGAUACUGCUGAAGAAGCUGCUUUUGCUUAUGAUACCGCGGCUUAUAUGCUAAGAGGUGAUUAUGCACACUUGAAUUUCCCACAUUUGAAGAAUCAAUUAAAGGCUAAUUCUAUCAAUGGGAACAUAACAUCACUCCUUGAGGCGAAAAUUCGAGCAAUUUCAGCACAAUCAAAGAAGGCUAAUAAUAUUAGUGAUCGCGAUGAAAAUAUUAUAUCUCCAAAAGGGCUAUCGGAUGAUAAUGCAACAAUCAAGAACACGAUCAUUCAGAAUCAAGAAAAGGAAAUUAAUUGUGAGAAAUUAAUGGAGAUUACUAAGGUGAAGAAUAUUAAUCAAGAAAAUGUUGAUGGUGUUCAAUUGAGUAGAAUGCCAUCUUUGGAUAUGGAUAUGAUUUGGGAUGCACUUCUUGUUUCUGAUUUAUCAUGACCCUCAAUUGAUGUAUUGUAUUUUUAUUUUUUUACCAAAAUUAUUUCAAGAUCAAGAGCAUACAUGCAUAUAGUUGUUUAAUUUUAUAAAAAAAAUUCACUUUUUGGAAGAUCAUGU
Molecule: messenger RNA, 1422 nt
Organism: Solanum tuberosum (potato)
Lineage: Eukaryota; Viridiplantae; Streptophyta; Magnoliopsida; Solanales; Solanaceae
Product: ethylene-responsive transcription factor ERF062
Exons: 2
Coding region: 37-1305 (422 amino acids)
Biological process (GO): regulation of DNA-templated transcription
Molecular function (GO): DNA binding; DNA-binding transcription factor activity
Source: RefSeq, a predicted model, not a curated record